Molecule: messenger RNA, 2259 nt
Organism: Diatraea saccharalis (sugarcane borer)
Lineage: Eukaryota; Metazoa; Arthropoda; Insecta; Lepidoptera; Crambidae
Source: the annotation of a GenBank genome assembly
AGAGGCGGGAGCAGAGCACACUCAAUAGCACAUCCCGGCACGAACGCACGGGUCGCGCGCACCAACGCGGGAAAAUAGAUCAAAGUUUACGUUGUAUCUAUUCGCGCCACUCAAAAAUUUGGAUUUGCUCUGUGGUGUUCUAGUGUUUAAAAAAAAACAAAAUGUAAUUAAAUGUGUUCAAACCAUAAAGCAAUUAUAGUUUUGUUCUAAUUUCAAAGUGAGAUGUUUGUGUGAAACUUAUUCGUAAUGUUAACAAGUGAUUGAUUUGAGUGAAAAUGGGAGCUAUUAAGAAACAACACCGCUCACGUGAAGCGGGAAAAGACAAGGGAAAAUCAAGGAAACUGCGUAACAGUGCAGUAAAAUUAGCUAGAUACACAAGAGAAGAAACGAGGCACACAGGUCCCUUAUAUAAAGGAAGCUGUGUGCCUCAGUCAUGCUUAUUUGGCAUUGAAGAGGUAGCAUGCAUGCCUUUCAACAGCACGGAUUACUACUGCGUCUGCACCUCCACCGGACUACCACCUACACGGGAUAAUAAAUGUCCACGAAGUACAGUGCCGGUAACUCCGAUGCCGAUACACAACAUCAUACCACCGACGACGUCGAACACAUCCGCCGAGAGUCGAGCGCCUCCUGAUGAGACUUCCAAGUCAAUGGUCAUUCGAACGGCGCCCGAAAAGAGUACAGGCAGCGACACAACAGUGGCCGGUUCAGGUGUCAACGGUACCGGCGUCCUAUUGGUCACCGUGACAGCCGGCGCCGUAGUCCUCGUAACACUGAUCGUCGUAGUCAUAGUCUUCUAUCUAAGAAGAAGACUCCGGAACGUAGAUGGCAAAACUCAACCGCGUCGGCCAGGGGAGCCUCUGCUAGCUGAACGGUAUAUAACCAACCCUCAGUACGGAGUAUACAGCGCGGGACCGCCGGUGGCCGUGGUUGCUGAAGAUGACACGACGGAGCAGGUGCCGCUGCUGGACCGCAACGCGCUCACUUUCCUCGAAGAGGUCGGCGAGGGCUGCUUCGGAAAGGUCCACAAAGGUCUACUUCAAUCCAAUAGCGGAGAAUCAGUAGUAGCUAUUAAAGUUCUGAAAGAGAGUGCAGGCAGAAGUGCUGAAGAGGACUUUGUUCGAGAAGUGUCAAUAAUGUCAGCUUUUCGACACCCUAAUAUUCUUACUCUAGUUGGUGUCGUCUAUAGAGAUGACAUAGGAGCCAGCCCUUGGAUGGUCUUCGAGUAUAUGGAGUGGGGUGACCUAGCAGGAGUUCUACGAGGCUCCAAAGGCGGUGGUCGCUCUGGACCACAUUUAGACGAUCCCGCCCUUCUACACGUAGCCCUACAAGUGGCACGGGGCAUGCAGUACCUCGCGUCACGCCGCUUCGUGCAUAGAGACUUAGCAGCGCGCAACUGCUUGGUCGGAGCUAAUUUGACUGUCAAAAUAGCAGACUUCGGUAUGUCCCGGGACGUCUACACGUGCGAUUACUAUAAAAUGGGCGGCGAACGUCCGAUACCCGUACGUUGGAUGUCCCCCGAAAGCAUAGUCUACGCUCGUUUCACUCACGAAUCGGACGUAUGGUCUUACGGUGUCGUGCUAUGGGAAAUCUACAGCAGAGGUAAGCAACCUUUCUACGGCCACAACAACGACGGCGCGACGAAGUUAAUACUCCAAGGUAUAGUUUUAAUACCGCCAGAGGAUUGUCCGCGGUUCGCGUGCGAGCUGAUGCGCGCUUGUUGGAAAACGGAUCCCCGUGAUAGGAUAGGAUUCGAUGAGAUUUGCAGGAAGCUGGAAGUGGCCGCUGCUGCGGGCAAUUCGGCCGCGCAGGUGAAGUUGCCACUUCCACCUCCACCCGCGCAGGACGCCGCUGGAUACUUGAUACCUGCGCAACGACCGACCGUCGACUACCUGGCCCCGCUGCCUGAACCUGAACACGAAUCAGACACUGAAAGCAGCGAGGAAGAAGACGAAGAGUUCACUUGACCUGUGGCGAGGACGUCGCAGUAUGUACCGCGCACGUCGCCUUCUAACACCGCCGCCCACUUCACAUUCCACGGACGCGUUGGACAAUUCGAAUGUUGAUUCCUCUACAGAGAUUCGAUAAAUGGUAAAGAUAAUAAAAUGGAGGUGAUAAUACUCAAUACUGUUGUGUGAUAUAUAUUUUUUUAACUUUAAGAUUAUUGAACUCUCUUGUGGAUUAUGAAGAAAAUAGAUGACGAAGCGGUGACCGUUUAGAAAAUUAUUACAUUAUUUCUUGUUAUUGUGCCAUAAUACC